Messenger RNA from Vicia villosa (hairy vetch), 2028 nucleotides. Its product is annotated as iron-sulfur protein required for NADH dehydrogenase, mitochondrial-like. Bases 252 to 1091 code for a protein of 279 amino acids. The record is from RefSeq and is a predicted model, not a curated record. The transcript has 8 exons. Gene Ontology annotation, molecular function: 4 iron, 4 sulfur cluster binding; ATP-dependent FeS chaperone activity; ATP binding. NCBI's taxonomy places the organism in Eukaryota, Viridiplantae, Streptophyta, Magnoliopsida, Fabales, Fabaceae. Gene Ontology annotation, cellular component: mitochondrion. Gene Ontology annotation, biological process: mitochondrial respiratory chain complex I assembly; iron-sulfur cluster assembly.
UGAAUUAACUAAUUUAUACCGGGGUUUCCUCAAAUUCACCUAAUCAAACACAAAAUACAGAAGAAAAAAACUCAAUUUCAUUUUUUUUUUCUUACAUCACAUACCGCAAAACCCCUGAGAAAAAAAAACAUACACACUCAAAUCAAAGGUGAAAUCAUACCCAAAACCCUGACAAAAACUCCGGUAAACACAGUUAGCGUUUACAAAGCGCUCAAACAUCACUCCAAUCACAUAUUCAAGAGUACCAAUUCAUGAGGCCGAGGUGGCUAGGAAGUGUUAGAAGCUACGCGAAGAAUCUUCGCAUUGAUGGAGUGAAAGAUACCAUAGCUAUUGCCUCCGGUAAAGGUGGUGUCGGCAAGUCCACAACUGCUGUGAAUUUAGCUGUUGCACUGGCAAGUAAGUUUCAGCUGAAGGUUGGUUUACUUGAUGCUGAUGUAUAUGGACCCAACAUUCCUAUCAUGAUGAACAUCGACACAAAACCCAAAGUCACUCUAGAUAAGAAAAUGAUUCCUAUUGAUAGUUAUGGGAUCAAGUGUAUGUCAAUAGGGUUCCUUGUGGAGAAGAAUGCCCCGAUUGUCUGGAGAGGUCCCAUGGUAUCGAAUGCUCUUGAGAAAAUGACAAGGGGAGUUGACUGGGGUCACCUUGACAUUCUAGUGAUAGACAUGCCUCCUGGCACCGGUGAUGUCCAGAUAUCUAUGUCUCAGAAUCUGCAAUUAUCAGGUGCACUGAUUGUUUCAACUCCUCAAGAUGUUGCAUUAAUGGAUGCAAGGAGGGGUGUACAAAUGUUCAAUAAAGUUGAUAUUCCGAUUUUGGGAGUUAUAGAGAAUAUGAGCUGCUUCAAAUGUCCACAUUGUGGCGAACCUUCAUAUAUAUUUGGAAAAGGAGGGGCUAAUAGCACAGCCGCUGAAAUGGGAUUAGAAUUUCUUGGCGAGAUACCACUGGAAGUGGGGAUCAGGGAAGCUUGUGAUCAAGGGCACCCAAUAGUGUUGGCUGCACCUGAUUCCGUAGUUUCUAUAGCAUAUGGAAAUAUUGCUGAAAAAGUUGUUCAGAAACUCAAAGAGCGACAAUUUCAACCAGAAAUUAUACUAUGAUAACUCUCCGGUCUGUGAACAAGAAAAAGCACCGAGCUGGCUUCCCUUAUGCUGUUUACACCAGGGUUUGACUACCACUAAAUUUUGUUGAAAUUGCAGCAUGAGAUGCUGGUCUGGCAUAUGUUAUAGGCUUGUAGAUUCAGGUAUUUUCAAUUUUGUUUAAUAAGCUGUUAGUGGUACUUUGACGUCACAUAGGUGCUGUCAAAUUAGCAGUUUAAUUUAACUUCAACUUUGAGGUUACAUAGAAUUGGCAGCAGUGUUUUUGAUGCCAUUCAUUAAGCUAUAAGGUUCUUUUAUGUGGUUAAUUUGGAUAAAUUGCGGGAAGAUUAUCUUUAGGAAGAGCAACAUAUUGUCAAAAAUAAUACUGAGAAUAUGAUAUUCUUAACAUGGUAGAGGUAGUAUUUUAUCUACAUGUCGUAGUGACUGUAUGGUUAGAUUUAUUCUUAUAAGACAUGAAAAUAAUGUGGUUAUAGAAUGUCCCUUAGUAACUGUCUUUAUGCUUAUAAUGAGCUUAAAUCAAAAUGAUGGCAAUUUAAGAUUUGUUUAUUUUGUGAAAAUAUUUAUGUUGUAUUUUUAUCGGAACACAGUUGUUUCCUCUAUGCUCUACAUUGGUAGUAACGUCGUUAAAUGAUCAUCAUAAGUCUGUUGUGAUUUCACUCCCAGAAACCUCCUAGCAGCAUUAGUGAUUAGGCACCAUCUUGAGUUUGGUGUAAUUUCAGUUAUAAACUUCCACUCAUCAAAUUAUUAUCACCUUCAAGUGUUGACUCGAGGAGCAUGUGAGAAACUGAUUUCUAAGCAGAAUUGAGGUUGUUGAGUGUGGUGAGAAACUGAUUUCUAAGAAGAAUUGAGGUUGUUGAGUGUGGAAAAGAAAAGGUACACUGAUGGUUUAUUAAGUAUGAGUAGUAGGCAUAUCAUAAAUAUGAAAGGGUUAUCGGAG